Messenger RNA from Acanthosepion pharaonis, 2319 nucleotides. The record is from the annotation of a GenBank genome assembly. NCBI's taxonomy places the organism in Eukaryota, Metazoa, Mollusca, Cephalopoda, Sepiida, Sepiidae.
AUGUCAAUAAAUGAGUCAGGAGGAGAAGGCGGUGUGUUUAGUGGAGAUGAUUACUCUCUCAACAAAAAUGUUCUUUUACUCUUUAUUUUCUCUUUUCCCCUCUCUCUUUUCCCUUUUCCCCCUCUCUCUUUUCCCCUCUCUCUUUUCUCUUUUGUCUUCUCUCUUCUCUUUUCUCUUUUCUUUUCUUCUCUUUUUCUUCUCUUUUUCUUUUUUCUCUUUUGUCUUUCUUUCUUUUCUCUUUUGUCUUCUCUCUUCUCUUUUCUCUUUUGUCUUCUCUCUUCUCUUUUGUCUUCUCUCUUCUCUUUUGUCUUCUCUCUUCUCUUUUCUUCUCUCUUCUCUCUUCUCUUUUGUCUUCUCUCUUCUCUUUUCUCUUUUCUCUUUUGUCUUCUCUCUUCUCUUUUCUCUUUUGUCUUCUCUCUUUUGUCUUCUCUUUUCUCUUUUGUCUUCUUUCUUCUCUUUUGUCUUUCUUCUUCUUUUCUCUUCUCUUUUCUCUUUUCCCUCUCUCUCUUUUUCUCUCUUUCUCUUUUCUCUCUUCUCUUUUCUCUUUUCUUCUUCUCUUUUCUCUUUUUUUCUCUCUUUUGUCUCUCUUCUCUUUUCUCUUUUUUCUCUUUUCUCUUUUCUCUUUCUUCUCUUUUCUCUUUUCUCUUCUUUUUUCUUUUCCCUCUCUUUCUCUUUUUUCUCUUUUUCUCUUUCUUCUCUUUGUCUUUUCUCUUCUCUCUUCUCUUUUCUCUUUUCCCCUCUCUCUUCUCUUUUGUUUUCUUCUCUUUUCUCUUUUGUCUUUUUCUCUUUUCUCUUUCCCCCUCUCUUCUCUUUUCUCUUCUCUUCUCUUUUGUCUUCUCUCUUCUCUUUUCUCUUUUGUCUUCUCUUUUCUCUUUUCUCUUCUCUCUUCUCUUUUCUCUUUUGUCUUCUCUCUUCUCUUUUCUCUUUUGUCUUCUCUCUUCUCUUUUCUCUUCUCUCUUCUCUUUUCUCUUUUCCCCUCUCUCUUCUCUUUUCUCUUUUCCCCUCUCUCUUCUCUUUUCUCUUUUCCCCUCUCUCUUCUCUUUUUCUCUUUUCCCCUCUCUCUUCUCUUUUCUCUUUUCCCCCCUCUCUUUUCUCUUUUCUCUUUUGUCUUCUCUUUUCUCUUUUGUCUUCUCUCUUCUCUUUUCUCUUUUUCCCCCUCUCUCUUCUCUUUUCUCUUUUUCUUCCCUUUUGUCUUCUCUUCUCUUUUUCUUUUCCCCCCUUUCUUCUCUUUUCUCUCUUCUCUUUUUCUUUUUUGUCUUCUCUCUUCUUGUUUUCUCUUUUGUCUUUUCUCUCUUCUCUUUUCUCUUUUCCCCUCUUCUCUCUUUUCUCUUUUCCCUUCUCUCUUCUCUUUUCUCUUUUCCCCUCUCUCUUCUCUUUUCUCUUUUCCCCUCUCUCUUCUCUUUUCUCUUUCUCUUUUCCCCUUUUCUCUCUUCUCUUUUCUCUUUUCCUUUCUCCUCUCUCUUCUUUUCUCUUUUUUCUCUUUUUUCUUCUCUUCUUUCUUCUCUUUUCUCUUCUUUUCUCUUUUGUCUUCUCUCUUCUCUUUUCUCUUUUGUCUUCUUCUUCUCUUUUUCUCUCUUUCUCUUUUCUCUUUUGUCUUCUCUCUCUUCUCUUUUUCUUUUCCCCUCUCUCUUCUCUUUUCUCUUUUCCCUCUCUCUCUCUCUUUCUCUUUUUCUCUUCUCCCUCUUUUCUCUCUUCUCUUUUCUCUUUUCCCUUCUCUCUCUUCUCCUCUUUCUCUUUUCCCCUUCUCUCUUCUCUUUUCUCUUUUGUCUUCUCUCUCUUCUCUUUUCUCUUUUCCCUUGUCCCCCUCUCUUCUCUUUUCUCUUUCCCCCCUCUCUUUCUCUUUUCUCUUUUUUUCUCUUCUCUUUUCUCUUUUUUUCUCUUCUCUUUUUCUUUUCUCUUUCUCUUUUUCUUUUGUCUUCUCUUCUCUUUUUCUCUCUUCUCUUUUUUUUUACCUUUCCCUUUUAUCUUCAUUCUUUCUAUUCCCUUCUCUCUUUUCUCUUUCUUUUCCCUUGUCUCUUUCUUUUGUCUUCUCUCUUUCUUUUGUCUUCUCUCUUUUCUCCUUAUUUCUCUUUUCUCUUCUCUCUUUCUUUUCCCUUCCCUUCUCUCUUUUCUCUCUCCUUCUUUUCACUUUUCACUUUCCUCUCUUCCCUCUUUCCUCUCUUCCCUCUUUCCUCUCUUCCCUCUUUCCUCUCUUUCACUUUUCUCUUUCUCUCUCAUUACUUUUCUCAAUUUUGUAUUUCUUUCUCUUUUCACAUCUCUUUGCUUUCUAUCUCCCUUCGCAGACUUUAUCAUUUUUCCUUCGUUCAUUGCCAGUUCUAG